This is a messenger RNA of Passer domesticus (house sparrow), 746 nucleotides long. Its product is annotated as AF4/FMR2 family member 1-like. Gene Ontology annotation, cellular component: super elongation complex. The record is from RefSeq and is a predicted model, not a curated record. The transcript is spliced from 5 exons. Gene Ontology annotation, biological process: regulation of gene expression. NCBI's taxonomy places the organism in Eukaryota, Metazoa, Chordata, Aves, Passeriformes, Passeridae. The coding region runs from base 1 to 678 and encodes 225 amino acids.
AUGUGUAUCAUGAAGCACCCAAAAUUCCGAACUGGAAGGAACAUUGAUGUUCUAAAACAAAUGCUGUGGAAGAACAACAGAGACUUGCUCCGUAUUGUGGAGCAAGAGAGGCGGAGGAGGCAGGUGGCUCCAGAGGAGAAAGAUCCAUUUUUGGAGAAGACUCCCCUCUUUGCCAAGCCCUACAAGACAGAUAAAGAAGAUGAGCUGUCAAGGCGCAUCAAGAACCUGCUGGGCGACGAGGACUCCAAGGUGCUCCUGAGCCAUGAGUCCCCUCUGAAUCCCAGAUGGAUCCCAAAAAAACCUCAAUCCAACUUACAGGCCUCCAGUCACAGGCCGGCCUCCAGUAAGACAAAUCCAUGUGAGGACAUAUGGAGAGAAUCCUCACCAGAAUCACUGAGCACCAGACCUAAGCCUGAGCAGAGCUACGGUGCCAGCAAUGAAGGUCUCUCAAAUGGGAGGUCAGAAGCCAAAGCUCCACAAUCUGAAAUCUUUCUUGAGCCUGUCAAGCCCAUGGUGCACACUGCUGUGCAGUCCAUUGAAGGAAUAUUGAAGGAAAUGUGCAGCCCCCUGCCCCCUCUCCUGCCAUCCCUUCAGUCACCUGAGAGAACAGAGACUUCCAAAUUUCCUGUGCAGGCAAAGGUAACCCAGCCUACUUUUUAUGGGGCUUCCAAUAAAUGACAAGAGAUCUUGCUGCUGAGCAGAAGUCCAGUCCUGGCAGAAGGAGCCUGCCUGGAGACCUGCCUGAG